UACGAAGUUCUCUGCUAACGUUUGAGUUACCACUUGACGUAUCGAAUGUCGACAGCUGUUGGCCUUCGGCUGAUUUCAGUGCAAUUCGAAAAUUUCGCGUGCGAAAUUGUGGGAUUUAUUUUUUCUUUUUGUCUGCAAAUGCGGAGCUCACUAUUCGUGUUCUUCCGCGAUAAACUCUGCGGUAAAUGAAACGAUUUUCGGUGGGAUGCGUUUAUACGCGACGAUCAUCACGAAGAUUUACGUCAAGUAGUUGGCCUACAAAACGUUUCUGAUAAUCAUGAAUCUGCAAACACUCUUUCAAGACUUCAAUCCAAGCAAAUUUUUAGUGCAUUGCUGUUUGAUGAUAUUUACAUCCCUAUUCGCUCUUCGGCUGGAUGGUUUCAUAGAAUGGAGUUAUUGGUGUGUGUUUACACCAAUAUGGUUUUGGAAGAGUAUGGUAAUUUUGGGUGCUACUGUCGGAAGUUACGUUUGGUGGAGACAUCCACAUGCAAGGCUCGAAGGAGAUGCCUAUGUACAUUACAAGGCAAUGUUAAUCACUUUAGCAUUACACUUGAUCCUGUUAAUGUUUGAAUUGUUAGUAUGUGAUAAAUUAGAAUCGGAAAGGCACCUUUGGAUACUUGUAUUUAUACCACUUAUUUUUAUUUCUAUAGUGUCAAUAGCAGUAUGUAUUUGGGCUGCAAAACAUGAUCGGUCAUUCGAACUUGAAUUGUUCUGUGCAGUUAAUGUAUUGCAAUUUAUUUUCUUGGCGUUAAGACUAGAUGGUUUUAUAACAUGGAGUUGGGAAGUAGUGUUCGUGCCUGUUUGGACACUUUUGAGCUUGUCCCUAGUUGCUGUUCUCUAUGCAAUAGUGUUUGCAGCUGUUUUAUUAAGGGCACCACAAGUUACUGCCAGACAGAGGCGGACGUCCUUAAAUUCUGCACUGGCAUACACAUUUCUCGUGGUUCCAAUUUCAGUGUUCCAAGUGUUAUUAGCAAAUAAAUUGGAUGGAGACAUUUCAUUAAAUUACACCACAGUCGCCAUGCCACUUUUAAUAUCUCACGUAACACUUAUUUUUAUGUCUUUUGAUGCAAAAGGUGGAAAUAGAUGGUGGUUUGGUAUUAGAAAAGACUUUUGUCACUUUUUAUUAGGACUGUGUCCAUUACUUCAGGAAUACGGUAAUAUAUCGUAUCAACCAAGAAGUGAACAAGAUCAACCGCCAUCUGAACCAAUGGUUUCGGAUAAGAACGAGAAACAUGUUAAGAAAAUCGACCUAACGAAACCUGUUGUACCUAUAAUUUCUAUUGAUAUGCCUGAUUGAUUAAUUUAUUUAGGAUUGAUUUUGGGAAUUCAAAAUAUUUUUAUUGAUAUGACUGGUUAAUACCAAGAGCCAUAUCUUAAUAAAUAAUAGACAGGUGCGUAUAUAAUAGUGAAAUCUAUUAUAAAAGGGAAAACUAUUAUUUUCAAUACGACAUGUCGUAAUGAAAAUCUUGUUAUUGUUAAACUUAUUGUGCGCCAAGGCAAUCAGAAAUAUCCAUUAUAAUGUUAUCCAUUUUGUUCUUGGGGCUGAAGCUUCUCACAAUUAUUAUGAAGAUUUUGAUAGGGGGAACUCUACAAAAAUUUUUACGAUCGAUUAAUUAAGGAAAUUUGUAGGAAGCUAAAAUUUUAUUAUCGAUACUAGAUCAGCGGCCCCUCGAGCAAAUUUAGCAGUCGUAAUGCUCAAAAAGAAAAAAAAAAGAAAAAAUCAUUAUGUCUCUUACAGCUGCAUCAAUUUUUUAUCUGUAUUCGAACACUUAAAUUAUGUGUAGAAAAAAAGUUCUGCGACACGCGGACUUGCACGAAUCUGUGCUAUUUCAUCUCUCGGUUUAAUAAUGCAUCGAUGAAACUCAAAGUAUCGAUAAAUAAAUAAACCGAGAGAUGGAGUAGAGAUAUAGGUUUUAGCAAUUUCGUUCAUUAGCAGUAUCCUAGUGUAGAAAUAAGUAAUCGACCCGUCCAUUUGUUUGAUUGCUCCUUCUUAAUGAUAUAAGAUACUUGUCGAUCUAUUUUGUUAUGCCUGUUAAUAGUGAAGUUACGUAAUAGUAUUAAUAUUACUUUGCCAAAAGUAGUGGUUACAAAGAAUGGUGAACAUGCCUAAACUGGUGCUAAAAGUUAACAAUACUUUAGACAUGUUUUAUAUGCAAUUGAGACCUGUGUUUAAAAUUUCGUUUAACCCUUAAUACACCAUGAUCUGUAUAAAGCGGAGUUUGAUUUGUAUUUACUUAUACUUUAAUUCAAUUCUCAAUGUAUAUAGCACACCACGUUACAGAGUUAAGUAACAUUGUACAGGUCAUAUUAAAAUUUAUUAUGUACAUAGUUAAGUCUCGAUUAUCGAAUAAUUAUCUAAUUUUUUGUUGAUGCAAAAUUCAAGACCACUGGAUUACGUAUAUAUAAAUAUAAUGUUAAGUAAUAAUAAAAAAAACACGAAUAACUGUGAACGAUACAUAUAUAUAUAUAUAUAUUUGCAGUGGGUCUGAUCAGUUGCUUUGUUUCUAAUGAAAAAUUAAGAUGCAAAUUCCAAUAUUAAACGAGACUUAACUGUACGAUACAUGUAACAAAUAGGAAGGAAUUAUUGCAAUUAACGAGCGAAGGGAUCGUAAAUGGGGAAUGAUAUUCAAAUUAUACAUUAUGUUUCUGUUUUCUUUCAUGGGAAAUGCUUCACGUAUGUUUCAAUCUUAUUUCUAAAUAACUUUCAAUUUCGCAAAUUUAUGUCUGUGUACAUGACAAAUACGCUGAUAUCACUGAUAUUUAGGAACAAGAGCCAUAUAUUUAUAGUAGAAUAAUUUUUGUACAUGUUCCUAAAAUGUUUGCAAUAUUUUUUAUUAAAAUAUUCGUAUACUGAUAUUAGUAUAUAGUCAUUUUGAUGUGUGCAUCAAACAUGUUCAAAGGGCUCUGUUACUUUAAGUGAUAAAUUAGAUUAAAAUUUUUUUGUACGUUUACAACUCGAUCAGUUGCUUGAAGAUGCCAAUGAAUAAUUAGUGCAUUUCCUAAUUAAUAACAAAACGAACACGAUGCGUCAUUGUUGUAUAUUAAAUAAUUUAAAUUCUACUGUAUUUUAUUCAAUUAACUGUGUCUUUCAGAGAUCGGAGGAAUAAUGCUAUGUUCAAAGAUUGAAAUGAAUUGGUUCGGUACCCUUGUUCACAAAAUGCCCGUCGGUUCGCUCAACGACACACUGUCGCUUAACUAGUCCCCGAACAUGUACUGGUACAUAUUCAAAGUCCCACCACGGGCACGAACCGUUUAAGUAGCCUGUCGUCAUGCUCUUCCUGAUACCUCACGCCAUCACCAAACUGCAUUUCACUUGGGUAAAUGUGUCUGGGUCUGAUUCCCACUUUAUCCGCUAUAGUCUGCUAACCCACACGCCAAUGGUGCGUUUGCCUACAGUGGCCAAAGUCACAGCACCUUUUUUUCUCUUAACUAACGUCUAGAUCAUCAGUGAUAUCUACACCAUAGUUAGCCGACAAGAACAGUGUCUUCUAGGUCCAGCGAAUGACACUAUUAUCUCAUUUAAGACUGCUCAGAGUGCUCAAGAAGUCUCGCAGAAGGGAAACGUGUAUCUGAAUGGUCAGAAUGGAAUAAAACUCACUGAACGAAGCACACAAUGAAAGAGCUGUCUUGCUGCUGUGUUGUCCCAUGAGACUUUUCUCAUACUCUGAGCAGUAUGGUGCACCGGUUGACAUUUCAGAGUGUCUUGGUAGUGUCUGGGGUAAGGAGCCUAGCCCUAAACCUAAUGAUAAAGUAUGGAUUCUGCUCCUCCGUCACCUUGGACUCUUUAAUAUCUCAGUCUCCGAAGAAAGGAACCUUCCAUUCCUGAUCACCUGCCUUUGAUUUAGCUAGCAAAGUAUACAUCCUGUAAAGGACAUGUACACUGGUGGUUGUGUUCUCAAUUUAUUGUCAGACAUUAAACUUGGUCGAGCGAGUCUAACCUUUUGCAUUUUUGAUUGGACUUUCUUAUGGUCCUUUAAGACUUUUGGUUUUUGCUCUCGCUUUUGAAUUUUGACCAAUUCCAUUGGGUAGCCCUCUGGCACUUUAAACCUUCAGUAUGUGGAGGUCCAUGUCAACUCAGUGGACAAAGUAGUUCCUUGCCAUAGUUAUGGGCAAACUUUUUGGCUCAAUUUUGUUUAGAUAUCCUGUUCUGACAGAGUAUCGUGGGUGGUAGGUUGUAUGCUCAUAAAACUCUUCCUGUACUUUUCCCUGUCUUUCUUAAGUUUCUUAUAAGAAACGCUUGGUUAAACUGUGUGAUUUUUUACUGGUUCUCUACCAAAGAUUGAAAUGAUUUUAAAUGAAAAUAAAAUGUUUCUCUAGGAGGGAUCCUUUAUGUGUUUAUGUGAUACGUGAUAUUUUAUACUGAAGUUUUCUUGUAAUCCUGGGGUCUGGAUCUAUGAAAAUCUAAUAUACAUGGCAAAACGUUCGAGUAAAUCUCUGAAGAUUAAAAAGUAUGUGCAAUGUACCUGGUAUAUAUUUCAAUCUUUGAACAUGUUCGUAGAAAUGCAAAAACAUUUGUUCGAUAAGUUAUGCGUUAUAUAUGCGUUGUAAAUGAAAAAAAACAUUUAGGAUUAAAGAAGGAACAAAGCUAAUGCAGAUUUUUGUAUGUGUUAACAUGGUUUGUUGUAAAUGAAGCGUAAAUUGUUCAAAUAUUAGGUUUUUUAAUCGGCCUUAAUGAGACAAGAGAUCGGAUAUAUCGGCUGGGAUACAAGACUGAGCACUUCGCAUCUUUAGAAUAACAUCGGUAAGAUGUAAAAAGAAAAAAAAAAUAUAAUCGCGUGACUUUCAAGAAGAGACGAUCGAACGAUAAUAGCAUUAAUUGUUAACGUUUAAUAGAUAACAUUAAUUACUAAGUAUAUCCAAUCAUUUAUUGUGUUAUGAUGUAGAAAUAAUGUACAUAGUCUGUUGUAUUACAAUAACAUUAUAGACUAUAUUAUUAA
Messenger RNA from Nomia melanderi (Alkali bee), 4937 nucleotides. RefSeq names its product transmembrane protein 185B. The record is from RefSeq and is a predicted model, not a curated record. Lineage: Eukaryota; Metazoa; Arthropoda; Insecta; Hymenoptera; Halictidae.